Westerdykella ornata is the source of this 1122-nucleotide messenger RNA. RefSeq lists its product as uncharacterized. Bases 1 to 1122 code for a protein of 373 amino acids. Lineage: Eukaryota; Fungi; Ascomycota; Dothideomycetes; Pleosporales; Sporormiaceae. The record is from RefSeq and is a predicted model, not a curated record. The transcript has 5 exons.
AUGAAGACCACUCUUAUCCUCCUCAACGCCCUCGUGGCAGUUACCGGUGUAUCUGCUCAAGACGUUCUCGCAGAUGUGAUGGUUUAUAACUCUGAAUCAUGUGGAAAGGAUGCCAACGACCCUAACCUAGUUUCUUCUGGGAUCACAGUUUUCAAAGAUGUCAGCGAAAUCAAAGUCGUAGAUGGGAAGCCAAACGGUGCUUGCAUGCGGCAACUCUGGUCAGUUCCAGGUUUCGAGGAAGAAAAUGGCCAAUACAACCUUCACAUCGACGAAAACACGAUCCCCGAAGACUGUGAGAUGGUCUUCUACGUAGAACUCCCCGCCGGUAGUAGCAGCUCCGGGCCAGACAACUGCGCCACCUUCGUCCGCCGUGUGCCGUCAGCCGAUGCAUGCACUACAGUAUCCCUUCGCAAGGAGUUUGGUUACGCCAUGUGUUGUGGGGACGAGAAUUGUUCAUUUGCUGCAAAGAACAAUCCGUUCACUUCCUCCAGUCGUGCUAAACGAAAUGUGGCUGCCGUCAAGAAAUCGCCACUCCUUCGACGAGAUGGCUGCACAUUUACUCCUGACGAUGCCAACGCAAAACCCACCACGGAGUAUGGCCCACAAGUUAUUAUCUCGAACACCUAUAACUGCCCUGGAACCAAUGAUUGCGAACAGGAGUUCCAGAUCGGGUACUCCGUUGAAGUGACGAAUAGCUGGGGGGCUGAAGCUUCACUUGGCGGCGAACUUUGGGGUGCAAUCACUGCUAGUGUCUCCAUGAGCCAUCAAUGGUCGGAGUCCAAACAGACAUCGUGGAACGGGAACUACAAAUACGUCAUCCCUGCCGGAGGGAGCGGCUAUAUGACCUUUCAGCCUGAAUUAGAGUGCAGCCCCGCUGGAAAGUUUGGAGAUAGCUGCAGCGAUGGCGUCAAGGGACAGCAUGGCAAGUCCCCCAAUAUACCUUUUGAAUAUCCAAUGCAUCCAUGUGUCCCGCACAGAGUGGACCCCUUUGCAGUACGGCUUUUACCCCUUAAGCAGAUCCUUCUCUUCAUGGCGACCGGUAGUCUUGGCAGGUUGAUAGUCUUCAUGCGAUCAGGAGCUGCGGACUGGAGAGGAGUACCGCCUCCUCCCACGUCCGACUAA